UAUACACAUUUGUCAACAUUGAGCUGUCAAAGUUGUUUGUGACUCGUUUCGUAGCAAGUUUCGAUCAAAAAAGGAUUUAUUGCAUGUCUGAGAGUGAGGGGGAGUACGAAGACGUUUCAGAGAGAACGAGCCUAAUGGACGGACAUGUGGCGGCGAACGGGAGCGGCAAUUCCGGCACUGGAGACGCUCCGGAAAACACCCGCAAAAGAAUCCUAAGAUCGGAAUCGUAUCCGUCUAAUAGACCUUCGUUAAACUCGCAGAACAACGAGGCUUCGUAUCAGGAAACUGAAGAGGAAGAGUUGAAGUACGGCGCCAAACAUGUUAUCAAGCUAUUUGCCCCAGUUUCUCUCUGUAUGGUUGUUGUUGUUGCCACAAUAAGUUCGGUUAACUUUUACUCUGUUAAGGAUGUUUAUUUGGUUUAUACGCCUUUUCAUGAAGAAAGUCCAGAUACUAGCACAAAAAUAUGGAAUGCAGUUGCAAAUUCGUUGAUAUUAAUUGCUGUGAUAAUAGUAAUGACUGUACUAUUGAUUGUGUUAUACAAAUACAGGUGUUAUAAAACUAUACAUGGUUGGCUAAUAGUUUCAUCCCUUAUGCUGUUAUCCAUUUUUUCAUAUCUCUAUUUGGAGGUAAUUUUAAAGGCCUACAACCUACCACUGGACUAUGUGACAUUGUUUUUUAUAAUGUGGAACUUUGGUGUAAUGGGAAUGUUGUGUAUUCACUGGCAAGGCCCAUUACUGUUACAACAAGCCUAUCUUAUUUUUGUUGCUGCGCUAAUGGCUCUAGUUUUCAUCAAGUAUCUACCAGAAUGGACUACAUGGGCUGUACUUGGAGUUAUAUCAGUUUGGGAUCUUGUAGCUGUUUUAAUGCCCAAAGGACCUUUAAGGAUUUUAGUUGAGACUGCACAGGAAAGAAAUGAGCAGAUUUUCCCAGCUUUGAUUUAUUCAUCGACCUACAUGUAUGCCUACACCACAAUGGCGACUGGUGACAAUGAAUCAUCUACAAUAACGACUUCCAGAUCUUCCAGUGAUCAUGGUUUUACACAAGAUUGGAUUGAAAAUCAUGCUCAAAGAGUGGCUCAAAGACAAUUAGAGGUGCAUGAUGUGCCCAGUGGACAACCCAGAACUCAAUUGCACCAAGAAGAAGAAGAACGUGGUGUAAAACUUGGUCUUGGUGACUUUAUUUUCUACAGCGUUUUGGUUGGUAAAGCUUCUAGUUAUGGGGAUUGGAAUACAACUUUGGCGUGUUUUGUUGCUAUAUUAAUUGGUUUAUGCUUGACUUUACUUUUGUUGGCUAUAUUCAAAAAAGCCCUUCCAGCAUUACCAAUUUCAAUAACAUUUGGUUUAAUAUUUUAUUUUGCUACCAAAGAAAUUGUUAGCCCAUUUGCUGACAGUUUAGCAAAUGAACAAGUGUUUAUUUAAAAAAAAAUCUAAAUUGGCUCCAUUGUAAUAAUAUAGUUACAUAUGUAUAAGUUUAGGUGAAAUAUAACCAUUCAUGUAUUAUUUUUUUUUCAUUUAUUUUUAAACUAAAUUUAAUAAAAC
This is a messenger RNA of Brassicogethes aeneus, 1538 nucleotides long. NCBI's taxonomy places the organism in Eukaryota, Metazoa, Arthropoda, Insecta, Coleoptera, Nitidulidae. The record is from the annotation of a GenBank genome assembly.